AUGACGAAAACAGGAUGCAAUUACUUUACAUUGAAAGUUACUCAAUUUGGUAAGGGAAAUGGCCAAAUUAUAUUGGGAAUCACUAACAAACAAGCUGCAAAGCAACAAAGAUAUCUUAAUGACAAGAAGAAUGUUUGUGGUCGGCAGUUUAUGAUCAGAAAUAUCAAAAAGAAUGAAGCUGGACAUGAUUUGGAAAAUAUAUUAUACGAGAAAGAUGAAAUUGGUGUAUUAGUCGAGUACCAACAUAAAGAUAGCGUUGUUGUGAACUUUAUAAAGUCUAGUCAAAUUAUACUGAGACAUGUUGUACGUGCCGAGACUGAUAAACUGUACGCAACAAUGACAUUGUCAGGAACAUUUCAACUAGUUAUACAUUGGCCUGGUACCAUAGACCACAUUCCAAACUUUAAACUGCACCAAUAUAUCAUGGCUUCCUGGAUUCGAAACAAUGGAAUCGGAGUUGGGGACACCGCCUGCAAGCUAAACCUGCACACGGUUGAUCAGAAUGACAUCUAUAGUCUUUACCAGCAUGCGCAAGCACCAUGUCCACUGAGUGAAGAGGUGCCAUACUUCGAAUUCUUUCCUGGGGGAUACUCGGGAAAGCAUUCGUUGACUUUUGGUUUAGCGAAUGGGAAUGAUGUUCUUGGAAACAGAUCAGUAGUUGGGUCAUUCCCAGAAAGCAUCGGUUAUCAGAUUACAACUGGUUAUGUGCAAUGUCAGGAUGAAAUAACAUGUAGAAUACAUGUAUGCAAACCAAGGAAGGGCGAUAGAUAUGGCUGUGGCUUGGUGUUUCCAAGGGGUAAUAAUGAUCCUGACACGGAACAGCACGUCGUAGUGUAUUUCACGGACAACAGGAAUGUUUUUUUCAAUCGAAAGAUUGUUCUUCCAUUAGGAGGGUUCUAUCCUACAAUUUCUUUCGGAAAGAAAGGGGAAACGAUAGAAACUGUUCCUCAUGCACCUCCACCUAUACUCUCACCGACAAAAACAAAGGAAUGGCUUGCUGAACCAUACAGGGAACCUUUACAGUUAACUCAGGACAUUGAUCGCACCCACCAAACCAAGAAACCAAACAAAAUCACACCAGUAUCACAGGACGUCGAAACGGUCAAUUAUAUGCACGACACUGGUGCAAGGCGAACUAAUGACGUUAAUGAACGUCGAACUCGAUCUGCAGAAGUUAAAACUGACCCAAUGGUUGCAUUACAUAAUAAUACUCCUCCACCUGCUUCUUAUAGUGUAUCAGAUUUAAAGUCAGAGACUAGCGACACUCAGAAAACUUCUAUGUGUGAUAUUUUGUAAUUUUAUUAGACUCCAGAUGUCAAAAAACUAGUUUUUAUUGAUUUGUGUCUUGAUUGUGAUCCCAAAAUACAAUAUAAAAGGUUGCGUUUUAUCACUUAGAUGGAUUAUAAACAGGCUUUUAAAACACAAGGUCAGGAGAGACUCUCCGGUUACCAUUUGUCAGCGAGAUGCUCUUAAUGACAACCGAUUUUCAAGGUUUAUAAAGAUUGUAUGAAAUUAAUAGACUGGG
Owenia fusiformis is the source of this 1525-nucleotide messenger RNA. NCBI's taxonomy places the organism in Eukaryota, Metazoa, Annelida, Polychaeta, Sabellida, Oweniidae. The record is from the annotation of a GenBank genome assembly.